Molecule: messenger RNA, 1563 nt
Organism: Closterium sp. NIES-65
Lineage: Eukaryota; Viridiplantae; Streptophyta; Zygnematophyceae; Desmidiales; Closteriaceae
Source: the annotation of a GenBank genome assembly
AUGCUCGAAGCGGGCGGAAUCAAUCGAGUGGAGUACGUGCACUCGAAGAGCUUCCUGCAUCGCGACAUCAAGCCGGACAAUUUCCUCAUGGGGCUGGGCAGGCGCGCCAACCAGGUGUACAUCAUUGACUUCGGGCUCGCUAAGAAGUACCGCGACCCCACCACGCACCAGCACAUCCCCUACAGAUCCUCUUCCCCCACCCAUCGCAUCCCCCCUCCCACCCCCCACCUUCCCCCCCUCCCGGUGCCCUGCCCCUGCAUCUUUUUCUCUAUCCACGCUAACCCGCGCUCGUCUCAUGUUGGUUUGCUUCGCGUGUGCUCUCCCGCUUCCUCUCCCCGCUUGGUCUCUCCCCUCCUCCCGUUCUUGGCCUCGUUCUCCUCUCCUCCCGCUCUUGGCCGCGUUCGCUUGGUGUGCGUGCGUGGUGUGCCUGGUCUGGUGCCGUGGUGCAGAGAGAACAAGAACCUGACGGGCACGGCUCGUUACGCCAGCAUCAACACACACCUUGGCAUCGAGCAAAGCCGGAGGGACGACCUGGAGUCCUUGGGCUACGUGCUCAUGUACUUUCUGCGAGGAAGCUUGCCAUGGCAGGGUCUAAAGGCGGGUACCAAGAAGCAGAAGUACGAGAAGAUUAGCGAGAAGAAAAUGUCUACUCCCAUUGAGGUGCUCUGCAAGGGCUAUCCCACGGAGCUCGCGUCCUACUUCCACUACUGCCGCUCGCUGCGCUUCGACGACAAGCCCGACUAUGCGUACCUCAAACGCCUCUUCCGUGACCUCUUCAUUCGCGAAGGCUUCCAGUUCGACUACGUGUUUGACUGGACCAUUCUCAAGUACCAGCAGUCGCAGGCCUCUGUCGCCCCGACCCGCAUGAUGACGCGGACUUGGCUCGUCGCAGGUCCCCCAUGGAGAGCCCGCGGCACCGAAGCCCCAUGCCGCAUGCUGAAGAGGAGGCCGAUGCGGAGCGCCAUGCAUACGGGCGGACGGGAAGCGGAUCAGGGGCGCAGAGCCCCUUGUGCUGUUGAUGCUGCGGAGGCGGAGCGCCAUGCAUACGGGCGGACGGGCAGCGGGUCAGGGGCGCGCAGAGCACCUGCUGCUGGCGGGAUGGCGCCCGCGCAGGCUGCAGCGGGGGCAGGGGGCGUGCGGGGGAGCACACCGGACGCGCUGGAUAGCAAGCGAGGGCUCGGACUCACUAAUGCGCUGUCAGGGAUUCGCUCAGGGUCACGCGUUCGCACUGAGUGUGGAGGGGGGCCGACCAAGGGAGGGAAGGGGGGGGAGGGAAGUUGGCGGGCAGGGGAAGACGAUCCGCAAGACUUUGAAGUGCGACAAGUGCUGCUGGCUGCUGGCGUGUGGGUGCAGAGCAGAUCACGUGGGACAGGGAGGGAGGAGGGAAGAGCUUGGAGUGGUGGGUCAUGGGGGCAGUGGAUGCAAGCUGCAAGAACCAUGGCGUGUGGAGGAGCGGCUUUCAGAGGGGGUAUUGGGGUAAGCUGCUCGCUGUGUGCUCCCGCCUGGUCACAUAGGGCUGAUGGGGAGGGCUUUCACAAGGGCGAGGAGGAAGAAGGGCUGUGA